CAGCUAAGACCAUUGACAAUACAAACAGAGCUUAGACAAAGCCGGAACUCUGUUUCUUUCUGUUUCUUCCACUCUAAAUUCGGUCCGACUAUGGCUCCUAAUCCCAAACCCCAUCUGGGUUUUGCCCUAUUCCUCCUCCUAUUCGUCUCCAUCGUCACAACUCCUUGUCUAACGCUCUCUGACACCCCCACGGUCUACGAAAUCCUCUCCCAGUUUGGUCUCCCAAGUGGGCUCUUGCCAGACUCUGUUACGAGCUAUACUCUGUCCGACGAUGGCCGAUUCAUCGUUCAUUUGGAGAAGCCCUGCUACGUUGAGUUCGAGUACUUGGUCUACUACGAAAAGACCAUCACCGGCAAGCUAAGCUACGGGUCGAUCACCGACUUGAAAGGAAUCCAGGUGAAAAGGCUGUUGUUUUGGUUCGAUGUGGACGAGAUCAAGGUCGAUUUGCCGCCCUCCAAUAGCAUUUACUUCCAGGUAGGGAUCAUCAACAAGAAGCUCGAUGUGGAACAGUUCAAGACCGUCCACUCUUGCCGUGAUGGGCUCUCUGGUGCUUCCUGUCUCGGGACCUUGAAAAGGGUUCUUGAGCUCCCAUCUCCUAUGGAAGAGAUUCAGAUGCUAAUCACUGAGUAGCAGGGCUCCACCUAAUAAUAUUUGUAAAGCCGGCCAGAGAGAGGGCUUUGAAGUCCUAGUUGGGUAUAUUUUGGACUCACAAAUCUCGAGCCUGGUAAAACAAGAACCAAGUGUAUCAAUGUAUUUUAGGCUGUAUUAGUAGUAGUAUUCUCUAUGUUUGGAACUUUACACUGAAAAGUAUCAUAAUAUUUUCAGUGAGGAUUUGCGUAUAAGAUGGAAAUGUAAUUAGACUUUGAUGGCAACAACUUCCUUCUUGUUAACUUCAAUGCAAAAUUGCUAAGAUUAGAUUAAGGUUGGAUUCAGUCCUUAUGCGUUUUGUAUUUUAUGAGGGGUUUACCUUAUGUUGUGGUCGGUAAUGACAAUGUGGAGAAAAGAUAUGACGCAGGAAGAAUUGGAAGGAAGAAUAAAAUCCUUUUUUUUUAUC
This is a messenger RNA of Ziziphus jujuba (common jujube), 1054 nucleotides long. RefSeq lists its product as uncharacterized. The record is from RefSeq and is a predicted model, not a curated record. The coding region runs from base 91 to 630 and encodes 179 amino acids. The transcript has 2 exons. NCBI's taxonomy places the organism in Eukaryota, Viridiplantae, Streptophyta, Magnoliopsida, Rosales, Rhamnaceae.